CCACAUUUCUUAUUCUUUGUCUCGCCUUUCAACAUUGCGCUGGCCCAGGCGCGCGCACAAACAAGCACAGCCUUUCGACGCCCGUGCGCAGCAAUAAUGGUCUUCUUCGAGCCCUUUGCCGUCGAGAGAUGGAUGGACGAGUACGAAACAAGGGCGACACACGAUCUCGCCGAGACGUGCUCCCUGUCGCUGCCCCUCAACGACGUGCUGCAGUGGUCGCGUGACGAUGGCGAGCCGGCCCUCGACGCCUCCGACUUCUUUUCCAAGCGCAUGGGCUACGGCCACAUUGCCGGCUCACCCAAGCUGCGCCAGAACAUUGCUUCCCUCUACAAUGGGAGCAUCAAGCCAGACGACGUCCUCGUCACACAGGGUGCCAUCGGUGCCAAUUUCCUAGCCAUUGUCUCGCUCGUGUCCAAGGGCGACCAUGUCAUCUGCGUCCACCCAACGUACCAGCAGCUGUACGAACUGCCGAAGACGUUUGGUGCCGACGUGGACCUAUGGCGCCUGCGACCCGAGUCGCAGUGGCAGCACCAGCUUCAGGACCUCGAGAAGCUCCUGACGAAAAAGACGAGCCUCGUCAUCAUUAAUAACCCCAACAAUCCCACGGGCCAGGUUAUCCCGACAGAGACUCUGAGCAGGCUCGCAGAACUGGUCAAGGAAAAAGCGGCGCCUGGCGCGCUCAUACUCUGCGAUGAGGUCUACCGGCCACUCUUCCACUCGCUCGACAAUGGAAGUGCUGCCCCACCCUCGAUUCUCGAGCUUGGACUGGACAAUGUCAUUGCGACGGGAAGCCUCUCCAAGGCAUUCUCCCUCGCCGGCUUGAGGGUCGGCUGGAUCGCCACGGCUCGACGCGAUGUUUUGCAGCGCUUGCACGCAAAUCGCGACUACAACACCAUCAGCGUCAGCGGCGUCGAUGACGAGCUGGCGGCAAGAGCGCUGGGCAAGCAGUGCCGGGCCAAGAUUUUGCAGCGCAAUAUCGAGCUAGCCCGGACCAACCGAGCGAUGCUUCAGAAAUGGGUCGAGACGCCGGGGAGGGGCACGUCGUGGGUCCCGACACGCGCGGGUACCACUGCUCUCGUUCAUCUCGGUCAAAAUGUCGACGACGAGGCCUUUUGCCGAGCCCUCAACGAAGAGCGAGGCGUGAACAUCGUCCCGGCCGGUCUCGCCUUUGGACAGCCUGGCUUUGUCCGCAUCGGCUACGUGGGAGAUUCAAACGUCCUUUCCGAGGGCCUCGAAAUCACUGGUAUCGCAUUCUCGGGCGAGGUCGUGCACCUUGACCGUAUCUAAUCUCCCCGACCUUGCUCGCCUCUCUCUGGUCGACGCGCUAACUUGCCGUCCAGGCGCAUGAGAUAUAGAAAGAGAGCGUUUUUCAUUACUGCAGGAAAUGAUCACUGUCUCCUUCUGUCGUCU
This is a messenger RNA of Acaromyces ingoldii, 1410 nucleotides long. RefSeq names its product PLP-dependent transferase. NCBI's taxonomy places the organism in Eukaryota, Fungi, Basidiomycota, Exobasidiomycetes, Exobasidiales, Cryptobasidiaceae. Gene Ontology annotation, molecular function: pyridoxal phosphate binding; catalytic activity. The transcript has 3 exons. The record is from RefSeq and is a predicted model, not a curated record. Bases 97 to 1287 code for a protein of 396 amino acids. Gene Ontology annotation, biological process: biosynthetic process.